AUGUUAAAUUGCCUAAGCAAGGAUAGCAAAGUGCAAUUGAGACUGAAUAUUAAACAACAUCGACAAAAACUUCUUCAAUAUUUAGAGGAUACUAAUGAUACUGUUUUAAAGCCUAAAAUCAAAUUAGUUUCAAAUGGUAUAGAAAAAUCUAAUUUGAAUUACAAUGUUAAACCAAAAAUUGCAUCUAUUACUACAGCUCAAGCCCCCAAAAUUCUACCAACCAUUAAGAUUGCAAGCUGUAGGAAUAAACCAACUAUUCAAGUAAAAAAGUAUGAAGCUGUGAUAAAUACUAAACCAACAAAUUCUGAAGUUUUGACAGAUAAUAACAUAAAUAAUACCAUAAAAAAAUACCAAACCAGAUCAAGUACUACUCUGAACCAAUCAAGUACUACUCUGAAUCAAUCAAGUACUACUUUGAAUCAAUUAAGUACUACUCUGAAUCAAUCAAGUAUUACUGUAAAUCAACUUCCACCAAACAUCAAAGUAAAUAUACAAGAUGAGCCUUUAUCAAAUUUUCAAUUAAAACCAAAACCUUUACCAAACAUUGAAAUAAAAAAUCCUGAACCUGAACCUGCAAUAAAAAAACUCAAAGAACAAUUAAUUGAAGAGUUAUUUGAUAGUUCAAGUUCUGAAGAAAGCGAUGAUAAUAUUUCUGUUGGAAAUAAUGAUGAUUGGAAUGAAUUUUAUGAAACACAUAGUGAGAGUGAUGUAGAUGACAAUGACAGCAGCAAUUUACGCCUUAUGAAAUCAGAUGGACAUAAACUGCUGGCCAAUGACAUAAGUAAAGAAAAAUAUAUGUCUGAUAGCGCCGACAGUGAUAAUCCUGUAUUGAACACAAACAAGAGAAGACGGACACGGACUGGAAAAUCUCAAUUUAAAAUUGAUCAGCCUCAACACAGGUUUAGAACACCCCUAGACAGGUCGUUACACAAUGCCAAAGAACGAGCAUGCCGAGAAAGCAUGGCGAAAAAGUUUGCUAUUCUGAGAAAAUCUUGCAGUUAUUUGAACUCUAAUAGACGUGUGCCUUCAAAACAUAGUAUACUUUUAGCUGCUAAAAAAGAAUGUGAUUUGUUGAAACGUUUUGAGAAGAAAAUGCUUGCAGAAAAAAAAAUAUUGCGUAAAACAAAUGAUAUUCUGAAGAAAAGAGUAGCUGACUUCUACGACAGUCUAUGA
Macrosiphum euphorbiae (potato aphid) is the source of this 1173-nucleotide messenger RNA. The record is from the annotation of a GenBank genome assembly. NCBI's taxonomy places the organism in Eukaryota, Metazoa, Arthropoda, Insecta, Hemiptera, Aphididae.